Messenger RNA from Glycine soja, 1704 nucleotides. RefSeq names its product tropinone reductase homolog. The transcript has 8 exons. Gene Ontology annotation, molecular function: oxidoreductase activity. The coding region runs from base 615 to 1412 and encodes 265 amino acids. The record is from RefSeq and is a predicted model, not a curated record. Lineage: Eukaryota; Viridiplantae; Streptophyta; Magnoliopsida; Fabales; Fabaceae.
ACGGAACAUCCACUAGUAUCAACUUAAUGCAGGGCCAUCCAAGUAGAAGGAUGCGAGCUUAAUGCGUUCUUCCUCCGGCGUUGCCAUCAAAACGAGAAACGUCUAGCUUUACCGGAGAAUGUUGGACGGGGUGAGAUGUGGUGUUGGUGGGAUGAUUGAGGUGGUCCAGAAUGGAGUCAACUUUGCAGGCAAGUUCAGAAUGGUGGUCAGACCAAUUGAUAAAAGCAGGGACCUAGCCCAGGUGAUGGCCUUGUUUCCAGGAUAAAGUACCUCCUAUGGAACUGAAUUUGGUCUCGUAGUCGUUCAGGUAUUGGGGUUGUGCCACGUUCCUCUUGGGCCUACUUGUGUGGGCUUCGUGCAUAUUACUAACAUAUACCCACUUCUAAAAGAAUCUGGAUAUGAGAGCAUAGUAUUUAAUUCGUCCAUUGCAGCUGUAAAGGCUUUUCCCGUUUUAUCUGCUUAUUCAGCCUCUAAAGGAGCCAUGGGUCAAUUCACCAAGAAUGUAGCAUUGGAGUGGGCAAACGAUAACAUAGUGCAAAUGCUAUAGCACCACGAGGGGUUGUGACUACACUCUUGGGGUCUUACAUCGGAGCUCAUUGAAGAGACAAAAAACAAUGGCUGAAACAAAGUUGAGCAUGAUGAAGGACAAAAGAUGGUCACUCCGUGGAAUGACUGCUCUCGUCACAGGAGCCACCCGAGGCAUAGGGCAUGCCAUUGUUGAAGAAUUGGCAGACUUUGGAGCAACUGUUCAUAUAUGUGCACGUAAUCAAGAUGAUAUUGAUAAGUGUUUAGAAGAGUGGAAAAACGAGGGACUUAAUGUGACUGGCUCAGUAUGUGAUUUACAAUGUUCUGACCAACGUAUAAGAUUAAUGGAAGUUGUUGGCUCCAUCUUUCACGGAAAGCUCAACAUACUAGUGAACAAUGCUGGAAGAUGUAUAGCAAAGACAAUAUUGGAUUCCACUGCGGAAGAUAUAUCAACCACUAUGGGCACCAAUUUUGAGUCAGCUUAUCAUUUGUGUCAACUUGCACACCCACUUCUAAGAGAAUCUGGGUACGGGAGCGUAGUAUUUAUUUCGUCCACUGCAGGUUUAAGGGGUUUUCCCUUUUUUUCUGCUUAUGCAGCCUCUAAAGGAGCCAUGAAUCAAUUCACCAAAAACUUAGCAUUUGAAUGGGCAAAGGAUAAUAUCCGUGGAAAUGCUGUCGCAUCUGGACCUGUUAUGACUGUCCUUAUGGAGGGUGUCAUGAAUUCUUCAGAAGUGAGCGACGUUGUGAAUGCAGCAACGUCUCAAUCACUUGUUGGUCGCAUGGGAGAAGCUAAACAGAUAUCAGCAUUAGUUGCUUUUCUUUGCCUUCCGGUUGCAUCAUACAUCACUGGACAAGUUAUAUGUGUUGAUGGGGGUCUCACAACUUAAUUAGUAUUCUGUUAAUUACUAUCAUUUGGCUGCUGAAUUAAAUUCUAAUGUAUGCAGUUGGUGUUUCCUCCAACCCAUUCAUGCUUUGUAUAUCAUUGGCUGGGUUUAAUUAUUUCUUGUUUUUAAGCAUAUCCAUGUGCCUUUUGUUCUGUCUCGUGUAGUGUAUUUCUUUUGUCCCAAAUCAUUGAACAAGGAUUAACAAUUAUUACUUACCUUCUCCCUCGUUACCCCAUGUUAUCUUAAUUUGUUGUUAAUAAAUGAAACCUCGUACGUUGUACCUCGUUUGUAGUAA